Messenger RNA from Symbiodinium natans, 1743 nucleotides. The record is from the annotation of a GenBank genome assembly. NCBI's taxonomy places the organism in Eukaryota, Dinophyceae, Suessiales, Symbiodiniaceae.
AUGCCGGGGAGCGUCCGCUCCAUGGGGCCAGGGCAGCUGCACGUGGAGUGGCGCCUGGCCGACUACCUCAGCGGGGUCCGCCCACGGACUCAGGGUCUCACGAUGGAGAAGAGGCGCCUCGAGGUGAGUGACGGCGGCGCCUGGCACAUGGCUAGCACCGACCGCGUCUCCGAGGAGACGAAAGUCGCGGCCGGUUUCUCCCUUGGAGUCACCUUGUUGAUCAAGGACAUGAUUCGCGAGAGCGGCGACCGCGGAACCAACGUGUUGAAUUUUCUGAUCAACACAUGCAUGUUCCUCGCGAGCAUUUCGAUAAUGCUGGAGGAUGCCAAAGUGCCGGCCCAUCUGAUCACGGAUCAUCUGUGCAAGAUAUUCAAGGACGCCGCCGAUGCAGAACUACUUGCCGAAGGGGACGACGGUCUCCAUUUCUUGACCAAACGCUUUAUCGAGAGCGACUGGGCCCUGUGGCCGCAGCCAGCCCCAACGCUCCCGACGGCCGCCAGCGCGCCCUCCGCCGCCUGCGGCACGGCGGCGAAGAGCCAGGGGGCCAUGGCGCUGCCGAUCUCCUGGACGCCUGGCUCGCCGGGCGACUGCGACUUUCAGGCGUGGGAGAUCUUCGUGAUGCUGCAGCCGCGCGAUGCACCAGCCGCGGCCGGCGGUGCUUGGCAGCUGGCCUGCUACAGCAUCCUUGAGCAGGAUACCAGCUGCACAGUAGAGGGCCUGCUGACGGGCCGCAGCUACGACGUGAGGAUCCGUCAGGUCUGCUCCGAUCCCGAUGCGACCAGCCCAUUCGCAGAGCUGGGAGGUGCCGCCUGUGUUGUGGAUGCCGUGGCCGCCGAAGCUCCUGCAAACCUCACCGCGACGAGCCCUGGGCCCUACGAGGUCGUUGCGUCCUGGGACGCGAACAUCCCAUGGGCGUGCAUCUUCCAGGCAUGGCAGGUGCAGGUGAAGAGUCAGGCGGAGGACAACUGGGAGAGCGGCGGACUAGGCUGCCUGUCCUACGACCGGGAUGUGACCAACUGCUCUGCGAGCGUUGGGCUGGGCAGCAACACGCCCUACGACGUGCGAGUGCGGGAGACCUGCCACGACGCCGCAGUGAACUCGCCGUGGCUGACGCUGGCAUUCCCGGGCGUCUCCACGCCCCUUCCGCAGUCUGCCUCGGCACCUCAAAGUCUUCAGGUGACGCAGGGCUCGGCCUUCUCCAUCGACAUGACUUGGUCCGCCGGCGACAGCGGUGACUGCGUCUUCAGUGCCUGGUCCGUGGAGCUCGUGGCGCCUGACAGCCUGCAACAGGCGAUUGCGACAUGCUCCUCGGCUCCCCGCCUGGGUGUCUCCUGCACAGCGACACUGCAAGAGCUGAACCUCAUCGACACAGCUUCGUCGUCGCCCGUGGCAGGCACGUACCACGUGCGCGUGCAAGAGAUCUGCAGCGACCCCUAUGCCAACAGCCCGUGGACUCAGCUAGAUGCGGCUGUGAUCUUGAUCGACCCCAGCGUGCCCCCAAGCGCCCCGGACGCAGCCGCGGCCGGCGAGACCUGGCUGGCACUGACCUGGGUCCCCGGCUUCUCGAGCGGGCAGUGCUCGGCCAUCCAGUGGCGAGUUCACUGGCGCCGGAGGGUCUCGGGCGUCCCCGUGGAAGACUGGACCACCGGGAGCCCCUGUGCCGCUUUGCCCUGCAACGCCGGGCACCUGAUUUUGGCGCUUGAGGGUGUUGAAGUGUCAGGGCAUACAAGCUCUAAACCCUAA